GGGAAAAAAGAAAAAAGGAGCAUUCCAGUAGUGGCCCGUGCGGGGAAUAGCGCCCCGAGGUGCUCCUCUUCCAGCUCCUCGGCGUGCCCGUAGGGUGGUACGGCCCGUGCCCCCCGAGGAGCCCCGUGUAAGCCUGGCCAGCAGCGUGCGAUGCCUCUCUUUGGGAACUCCUUCAGCCCGAAGAAGACCCCCCCCCGGAAAUGGGCCUCGCUGUCCAACCUGCACCUGGAUAGAUCCACUCGUGAGAUUGAGCUGGGCCUGGAAUACGGCACCCCCACAAUGAACCUUGCUGGCCAGAGCCUGAAGUUUGAAAAUGGCCAGUGGGUGUCAGAAUCAGGAAGCUUCCUGGGGGAUCGCAGGGAAUUGCAGCGCUUGCGCAAACGAAACCAGCAGCUAGAGGAAGAAAACAACCUACUUCGGCUGAAAGUGGAUAUUCUGCUGGACAUGCUCUCUGAAACCACUGCCGAGUCCCACCUGAUGGAGAAGGAGCUGGAGGAGCUGAAGCAGCAUAGCCGGAAAAAGAAGUGAACAAGAGGUGGCCAGGCUGGUUCUGGGUCUUGGCCCACGGGAUGCUGGGGCUGGCUUGUGGCUCCCAGCCAUGUUGGUACUGUGUGGAGGUACUUUGUUUCACGGGACCACGAGUGCCAAGAUGCCUCCAGCGUCGUGUGGUGCCACGGGUACUGCUAAUGGCUGGUUUGGCACCACAGCACUGUUAAUUAACACGAUUUUCCUCAGAGCACUUUACCUUAAUAUGUUUCCUCACUGCAGCCCAGCAUAGGUACCCUAUUCUUUAAAGCAGCUGGACAACGGGCGGUGGAGAAGAUCUGUCUCCAUGAGGGCUCCUCCUGCCUUCUCUGCUUACAAAAGCGGGGGGACCUCUGCCCGCUCCCCCUAGGGAGCCUGGGGGUGCUUGUACAAGCCUCACCGUCUGCCUUGGGCGAGCAGGAUGCUCGAGUUUCUCGUUCUCGAGAGUUUUGCGUAUUUCACAUAAAACCUUGCAAUUAAAA
Messenger RNA from Corvus hawaiiensis (hawaiian crow), 1007 nucleotides. It is a transcript of the gene CBY1, whose product is annotated as chibby family member 1, beta catenin antagonist. Bases 151 to 528 code for a protein of 125 amino acids. The transcript is spliced from 5 exons. NCBI's taxonomy places the organism in Eukaryota, Metazoa, Chordata, Aves, Passeriformes, Corvidae. The record is from RefSeq and is a predicted model, not a curated record.